Messenger RNA from Betta splendens (Siamese fighting fish), 3040 nucleotides. It is a transcript of the gene znf366, whose product is annotated as zinc finger protein 366. Gene Ontology annotation, cellular component: nucleus. The record is from RefSeq and is a predicted model, not a curated record. Bases 209 to 2428 code for a protein of 739 amino acids. NCBI's taxonomy places the organism in Eukaryota, Metazoa, Chordata, Actinopteri, Anabantiformes, Osphronemidae. The transcript has 7 exons.
UCACUUCAAAUGCUCUCCGUGGACGGGCGGCUCAUUGUCAGCAGAGCUGCAGCGCGAGCAGGAGGGAGAGCAGGCAGGUACGGGAGCAGCAGCAGCCCCUCGGCCAGCUGGUAGGUCGCACACGCAGACGCACGCUCGCACGGCGGUGACUGGCGCGCGGCCGAGGAGGGGCUUCGCCGCAAAUGGGCGCAUCUUCAGGGGAAGGAAGAUGGACGCCGACAGAAGCCGCUUCGCGUCGGGUAGAAGUCCUCACGGCUUCUACCUGAACCCCCCUCCGCUCUACAUCAGACCCCCCAAGCUCUCCCCCCCCCCCUUCCCCAGCGCGCCGCCCAGCGGCGACACCUACGGCGCCUUCAACCCCUCCGCGUUCUUCCCCGCGCUCGGGUUCAUCCAGAAGGAGGGGUCCCAAAGGCGCAAGAGACCUCCCCUCAAAAUGGACGCCGCCGAGGACGAGUCGGACCGAGCGGCGGAGGGGGAGGAGGACAAGAGGACGGUGGACCUCUCGCACGUCCCCUUCUCCCUUCCAGCCCGGCCCGUGCCCUCCCCGUCCCCCAAACCCCUCCCGGGCAUGAUUGAGCUCAACAGGCUGCAGCUCCACAGGUCGCCGGCGCAGGUCAAACAGGAGCCUCUCAGCCCCUCCCCCGUGUGGCCUCCUUCUCCCCUCCUCCUCCACCCCCCCUAUUACCCCCCUCUCCUCCCCUACCCCUUCUUCAUGCCCCGGCCCGUGCUGCACCUCCCCCCCGGUGCCUUCUACCCCAAGGGUGACGACGCGCCGCCCGGCCGCCGCCCCCGCGACGCGGCCCCGCGCGGCGCCGGCGGCGGCGCCGCCGAGAAGCUGGGCCUCAGCGUCCACGUGGACGACAGCUACUACGUGGACGUGGGCGGCGAGCAGAAGCGGUGGAAGUGCCGCAUGUGCGAGAAGUCGUACACCUCCAAGUACAACCUGGUCACGCACAUCCUGGGCCACAACGGCAUCAAGCCGCACGGGUGCCACCUGUGCGGCAAGCUGUUCAAGCAGCUGAGCCACCUGCACACGCACCUGCUCACGCACCAGGGCAUGAGGCCCCACAAGUGCCAGGUGUGCCACAAGGCCUUCACCCAGACCAGCCACCUGAAGAGGCACAUGAUGCAGCACAGCGACGUCAAGCCGUACAGCUGCAGCGUGUGCGGCCGCGGCUUCGCCUACCCCAGCGAGCUCCGCGCGCACGAGCUGAAGCACGAGAAGGGCCAGGAGAACGUCUGCGUGGAGUGCGGCCUGGACUUCCCCACGCUGGCGCAGCUGAAGAGGCACCUGACGGCCCACCGCGGCCCCACGCUCUACAGGUGUGCCGAGUGCCAGAAGACCUUCCAGUACCCGAGUCAGCUGCAGAACCACAUGAUGAAGCACAAGGACAUCCGGCCGUACAUCUGCAGCGAGUGCGGGAUGGAGUUCAUCCAGUCGCACCACCUCAAGCAGCACACGCUCACGCACAAAGGCGUGAAGGAGCACAAGUGUCGCAUCUGCGGCCGCGAGUUCACGCUGUUGGCCAACAUGAAGCGCCACGUGCUCAUCCACACCAACAUACGCGCCUACCAGUGCCACAUGUGCUUCAAGAGCUUUGUGCAGAAGCAGACGCUCAAGGCGCACAUGAUCGUCCACUCGGACAUCAAGCCCUACAAAUGCAAGCUUUGUGGGAAGGAGUUCAACAGGAUGCACAACCUGAUGGGCCACAUGCAUCUACACUCAGACAGUAAACCCUUCAAAUGCCUCUACUGCCCAAGCAAGUUCACGCUGAAGGGAAACCUCACCAGGCACAUGAAGGUCAAACAUGGGGUCAUGGACCGAGGCCUGGAUGAACGACUGUUUCGACCCAGAGGCCGGUUCUGCCUGUCCACUCCGAUGGGCCUCCUCACUCGCUUCAGCCAGGAGGAGCCGUUCGACCUGUCCCAGAAGCCCCCGGGCCUGCGCCUCUCGCAGUCGGACGGCGAGAGCGUCCCGGGAAGCUCGUGUCAGGAGGAGGACGAGGAGAGCUUGUACAGGAGGAGCCAGUACAGCCCUGAGGAGGACCCGCAGGAGCCGGCGGGGGAGGAGCCGUGCGCCAACGGCCAGGAGAAGGACGGGGAGGGGUCUCCGGGUGGCUCGAGGCCAGACGGGAGUCAGAAACCGGCGUUCCAGCAGAGUUCAGACGGCGAGAGCGAGUCAGAAGCUGAAGAAGCCGCAGGUCCGAGGCUCCCGCAGUCCAAGGCGCCCUACGAGUCUGAUGUAGACGUAGAGGAGCAGGCGCGCGGCCGCGACUCCGACUCAGACCCAGAGGCGGCAGAGCCAGAACUAGAGCAGCAGAGCAGGGAGAGCGUCCACGGGGCAGAGAGGAAGCAGAGCCCACCGGAGGCGGAGGGGCGCUCACGUUCCAGUGAAGAUGCAGGACCUCGGCGUGAAGAUGAGGACUAGAGGCAGGCCGGGGGGGGGGGGGGGGGGGGGGGGGGAAGGGUGCAGUACAGUAGCACCAGCGCCAGGAGAAGACGGACAUAUUGUGUUUCUCAUUAAAUAAAAGUGAAUACAAAGCUGUGAAGCAUGCUGCAUGAAUCAGACAUAUCGGUCACUGACAGGGAAGCGGCUUGGAGGUGGGGGAGCUCUGACUGGGCUUUUGUAAAUAAAAUGCUCAGAGAUGUUUAUUUUAGAUUUUUUUCUACAAAUCAGUUUGCAACCCUAACGCAAAUAUGCAAUUUUGCUUUGACCUUUUUGUGUAAAUCUACGAUCUCAAAAGCCGGAAUCAUUAACUGUUCAAGCCAUUAUGUUUGUUUUGUAGUUACUGUAUUUUGGUUUUGUUGGUUUGUCGCGCAUUAAAAGCAGAUGUGACAAAGCUUGGGUUGAAUCUGCAACAAAUGAACUGUGAUUUAAUUUAAAUUUACACUCUAAAGGAGUUUGCCAGCUCAGUUCUGGGGAGUGACUGUGUUUUCCAUGUGUGUGUGUGUGUGUGUGUGUGUGUGUGGUGUAAUGUUGUUCAUCUGAUCAUGAUUCUGACAUAAACAUGACAAUAAAAAUCAGAACCUGUGCAAGGAA